AUGACACAACUGAAGUGCAAGGCACCGGGUGUUUUUGAAGUGGAUAAUUUUACGACACUAUCAGCACAGAUUGAUGCCAUGCGCACUGAAAUCAAGAAGUUAACUGCUGCACAAGCUCAACCACAGGUGCAAGCAGUGCAACAAGCCAACCUCUUUUGUGAAGUUUGUGGAGAAGGUCACACCAGUGAUAUAUGCCCUGCAAAUCCCACAUCUAUAUACUUCGUGUGUAAUGCAGUCAAGGGGCGAGGAAAUAACAAUCAAUAUGGGAAUUCUUACAACCCAAAUUGGAGGAAUCACCUGAAUUUCAGUAUGGUAGAGAUGAUGAAAAAGAUGAUGAGUGAUAUGCAGAAAAUGAUAAUAGACCAGCAAAAGUUGAUAGCAGAUAAUCAAAACCAUGAUUUGGCGGUGUGGAAUUUAGAAAGGCAAAUGGGUCAGAUGGCUGGUGCACAAAACACUAGACCACCUGGGGCACUUCCAAGUGAUACUGAUGUGAAUCCAAAGCCAUACAAUGCUGUUACUCUUCGAAAUGGGAGUGAAUUAGAGGAAGUGACUCCAAAGAAGACGAGUCUAGUAAGAGCUGAAAAAGAGAAGAUUGCAGAAGAGAUGAUUAAAGAAGAGAGGGUAGUCGAGACACCAGUGGUAAAGCAGCCACUGCCCGAGGUUGCAAAGCCAUCCCCUCCGUUCCCUCAAUGUUUGGCAAGACAGAAAGAAAAGUCUACAUACAAGAAGUUUCUUGAUUUGCUUAAGCAGGGUAUUCCAAAGUAUGCUAAGUACAUCAAAGAUAUUAUUGCAAACAAGAGCCGAUUCACAGAGUAUGCCACGGUUGCACUUACUGAAGAGUGCACUUCUCGUAUUCAGAAUAGGUUGCCCACAAAACUAAAGGAUCCUGGAUGUUUCACGAUUGAGAUUUCUAUUGGGAAGGAGGUUAUUGCUCGAGCAUGA
Messenger RNA from Lycium ferocissimum, 942 nucleotides. RefSeq lists its product as uncharacterized. Bases 1 to 942 code for a protein of 313 amino acids. The record is from RefSeq and is a predicted model, not a curated record. The transcript is spliced from 3 exons. NCBI's taxonomy places the organism in Eukaryota, Viridiplantae, Streptophyta, Magnoliopsida, Solanales, Solanaceae.